AUGCCCUCCUUCCUGCUUUUAGCGACUUUGUUCGCCUCUCUUCUCUCCACUGCCAUAGCGCAAACAUGGACAGCCUGCAAUCCCCUCGAAAAGGAUGACUGUCCUCGGAACCCAGCCUUGGGCACAUCAUACCAAGCCAACUUCACAGAUACCCUUAAUGAAGUCAUCUGGAACAUCACUAACGGUCAACUCGACUACAUCGAUGGCGUCGGCACCAGUUUCUCCAUCAAAGAAAGACUCCAAUCUCCAACUAUCCAAUCGCACUUCUACAUCUUCUUUGGCCGCGUGGAGGUCAUCAUGAAAGCCGCCUUUGGCAGGGGCGUGGUCAGCAGCAUUGUGCUCCAGUCGGAGGACCUCGAUGAGAUCGACUGGGAAUGGGUGGGCAGCGAUACCACUCAUGUCCAGACAAACUAUUUCGGAAAAGGUAAUAGGACUCUAGGCGAUCGUGGUGGGGUCCAUGAGAUGGAUGCGCCCAUGGACAAGUUUCAUAAUUACACCGUCGACUGGACUGCAGAGCGAUUUCAGUGGUGGAUCGAUGAUACCUUGCUCCGCACGGUGACUUACGACGAGGCCCUGGGUGGGAAGAAUUACCCGCAAACCCCCAUGACCGUCCGGAUGGGUAUCUGGCCCGCCGGCGACAAGAAGAACGAAAAGGGAACAAUUGAGUGGGCUGGUGGUGAGAUCGAUUACAGCAAAGUUCCAUAUUUCAUGACGGUGAAGCAUGUCAGGGUCGAAGACUACUCGAGUGGCAAGGAGUACGAGUACACUGACAGAUCGGGUUCCUGGCAAAGUAUCAAGGUCAUCAACGGCACUUCCUACCUCGCCGAGGAAGCCCACAAACCACCUCCAAAGUCCCUCUCGCAAAAAUGGCGCGAGCUCCCACAGGGUGCAAAGAUUGCCGUCUAUUCCUCCGCGGGAGGAGUCGCCCUCGUCGGCCUUCUCGUCCUCCUGUUCUGUUGCGUCAAGCAACGGAGAGCAGGCCGUAGGGAAUUUGCUCUCCAGGAAAGCAAAUUCACGACGGAGCAAAACGAUAUGAUCACGAUGCAGACGCAGUGGAAGAAGAAACAUUAUCAGGAAAUUCGAUGAUGAUAUUUUUUCUUCCUCUUCUACUUCUCUGGGUGUGGAGGUGGCCUUUUUCUGCUUUCCACUUGAUAAUUUCUAUUUAUUUCUUGUCAUAUUUUUCCCUCACUUCUGGGGCGUCUUGUGAUUAUUGAUCUACACUCCACAUAGAACAAACGCUGGCCAGGCACACAUGGAUUGGGACAAUGAAUAUAGGAAAGAAAAAGGGAAGAGCGCAAAUCUCAGCUGGGCCAUCCUUGUGUUCUUUUCCCCCUUUCGCCGUUUCCUUCUCCCCUUCAUAAUUCGCAAUCUGUCUACUUGGCUGGUAGGGCAGGCCCUGGCUAGUAAACUGGUUGCAAAAAAAUCGUGGCCCCUCUUUUCCUUCCUUCUAGAUCCAUUGUAGCAUGCAGUGUCAGCGAAAAUUCUUUUUCUUCUCU
Messenger RNA from Histoplasma capsulatum G186AR, 1496 nucleotides. Its product is annotated as extracellular cell wall glucanase Crf1. Gene Ontology annotation, cellular component: fungal-type cell wall. The transcript has 2 exons. The record is from RefSeq and is a predicted model, not a curated record. NCBI's taxonomy places the organism in Eukaryota, Fungi, Ascomycota, Eurotiomycetes, Onygenales, Ajellomycetaceae. Bases 1 to 1086 code for a protein of 361 amino acids. Gene Ontology annotation, molecular function: glycosyltransferase activity; hydrolase activity, hydrolyzing O-glycosyl compounds. Gene Ontology annotation, biological process: carbohydrate metabolic process; fungal-type cell wall organization.